Haliotis rubra (blacklip abalone) is the source of this 1534-nucleotide messenger RNA. RefSeq names its product nicolin-1-like. The transcript has 10 exons. The record is from RefSeq and is a predicted model, not a curated record. The coding region runs from base 162 to 887 and encodes 241 amino acids. NCBI's taxonomy places the organism in Eukaryota, Metazoa, Mollusca, Gastropoda, Lepetellida, Haliotidae. Gene Ontology annotation, cellular component: nucleoplasm.
AUGUGAGUUAAAUUAAAAAAGGGGCUUUUCACACAGGUGCGUGAAAUUCUUUUUAAAGGGAGGCAACUCUGUUGGUCAAAGCUUCCCUGACAACACGGGAGAUUGGAAUUUAUCGUCUGACACAUUUAAAAACAAGUAAAAUUCACAAUAAUUGCAACAAAAUGACGGAGAAACCAUUGCACAGUAAUGUUAAGAACCCAGUGAUGUUGUUUGUUGGUGAUCCAAAGGCUGAAUUUCAUUCGGGUUGCAAGGUGUUCGACGUGACGUUCCCAAAUGUUAUUCAUCCAGAGGAUGAGGAAGUGGAUGAAGGGGUGAAGGUGGGGGAGAUACGCUUCAAGAAUCACUAUGUCGGCAUCCUCACACUCAGAGCCAAGUUCCGCUCAGCCGAGAACAAUGGAGAACCAGGUGAACUGAAAUGGCGGACAUGUCUGCGUCGCAUGAAGUUGAUGCCCAGACCACACACAGAGUCCGGAUCCCAGGACUACUUCAGCCUGACCCGUAAACAUCUUCUGUUUGACUUGGUGAACCUGACCGCACUACGCUUCAUCCUGCAGCAGCCGUCGCCGGUGUGGCGAGACUUCAAACUAGAGGAGCUGAAGGUGUUCCGGACGUCAGCGGUGCCAAGAAGCGUUCCCCUACCCGCCUGGCUUACAGAGGAACCAACAGAGCCGAGUGACAGAAAGAUUCCGCCCGAACAACGACCUCUGACCCCUGCAGCGUCAGGGAAGAGGGUUGCCAGGGGUGUGCCCAAUCUUGAAUCUCUCUCCGCAAACCUUCAAGAGUUGUGGGCCUUGGCAGAGGUUGUUUCAGCCAAUCAGACAACUGUUGACUUGGGAAGAUAUGAGGUGGAUGGCUGUUACGACAUCAAUCUGUUGUCGUACACGUGAUCUGUAUAAGCACUGUGAGAUACAUUAACUGAUGGACCAACAUAUUUCAACACCUAUGCAGUGAUAGACAAAUGGUUUCAACAUUGUUGAAAUAUCAGAUUGUACUGUGGGGCAGUCACCAUGGAUACAGGAUAUUCUUCUCCAGUCAGUGACGGGCAGUAUGCCAAGUAUGGUAGCCUAGUGGUUAAAACUUUCUCUCGUCACGCCGAAGACCCAGGUUCGAUUCUCCACAUGGGUACAAUGUGUGAAUCACAUUUCUGGUGUUAGCCACCAUAAUACUGCUGGAAUAUUGCUUAAAGCAGCGUAAAACUAAACUCACUCACUCACUCCAUUCAUUGAUCACGUGACAAAGGACAGCAGAUGGAUGGAAUGUCUACCAUCAAACUCAUCGUUGAGUGGUCUAGAUACCUAUACUACCCAUCAAAAGUUUAGACUCGCUUAAGUCAAUAACUAUAAGUUAUGUAUGUACAUAUGGUUACAACAAAGAUGAAUCAUCUGCAAAUUUUAUGCAGAUUAAUUGCAUGAGGAUCAUGCAUCAAAUUGCUGAAAAGCACGUACAAAUAUCGUGCUUUAGAACAGCUGCGUUUUGGUGUAAAGUUUUGAUAAAAAUACGCCAUUUUUCACCGAGUUUCAUCAUUUAUUGAACA